Messenger RNA from Macadamia integrifolia, 941 nucleotides. RefSeq names its product 39S ribosomal protein L47, mitochondrial-like. The transcript has 4 exons. The coding region runs from base 240 to 695 and encodes 151 amino acids. Lineage: Eukaryota; Viridiplantae; Streptophyta; Magnoliopsida; Proteales; Proteaceae. Gene Ontology annotation, cellular component: mitochondrial large ribosomal subunit; mitochondrial ribosome. Gene Ontology annotation, biological process: mitochondrial translation. The record is from RefSeq and is a predicted model, not a curated record. Gene Ontology annotation, molecular function: structural constituent of ribosome.
UCCGAUCUGAUCCGGAUUCGGAUCCAGCGGCAGAUCAGAAGACUGGGAGAAGCUUGCUGCAACUCUACUUAAUUAUACAGGCCGAAAUCCACAAGGUCACAUUCACAAUCGAUCAAGAACUCAAGCUAGGUUGCCAGAGACGACGUCCGUAGACAGUUCCUGUUCGUCUUCCACCAUUUUAAGGCUUUGCUGCUUCUGGUUAUCUUCUGUGUAGUUUGUAGAGGAACCUUGUCAUCAGCAUGUUUACAGCAAGGUUUUUGGGAAGGACACUCCUUGCUGCAGCCAAGUCAGAAGCUUCUGCUGCAGGUGGUGCAGUCAAGUUGGAAGCUUCUGCUGCAGCUUCUUCUUCUGCUAGGACAUCAUAUAAUCCGUUGGAGGAGUUCUUUGAGGCAGAUAGAAAUCAAGAUGAUGAAAAACCUGUUGUCUAUGGUCGCAGUUGGAAGGCUUCUGAAUUGCGUCUUAAGUCUUGGGAUGAUCUUAACAAGCUAUGGUAUGUGCUGUUGAAGGAGAAAAACAUGCUUAUGACUCAACGUCAAAUGCUCCAUGGACAGAACCUACGAUUUCCGAAUCCAGAACGUCUCCCCAAGGUGAGGAAGUCCAUGUGUAGAAUCAAGCAUGUACUCACAGAAAGAGCGAUUGAAGAUCCUGAUCCUAGGAGGUCUGCUGAGAUGAAGAGGAUGAUAAAUGCUUUAUGAUGUCUUCUGAAUUUCGUGUUCCCCGCUCUUACUUCUACUUGUGCAACAAUUAUACUCUUAGUUCUAGGGGUGAUCCUGGGAGUCUUUCUGUGUGUUUGCUACUUCAUGAAGGAACUUAAGCCUUUUGACUGUCUUUUUUUUUGGGUGAAAAGCCAUUGACUGUGUCCAUUGAAGCCAAGGAUUGACACAAUAGUGGAACCACCCUAAUAUUGGUAGAACUGCAAUAAUGCAUAUUUUUUUCUUCAA